UUUCCCCUGACGAGACGUUGCUUUUUGAAGAAAGAACAUCUCACAUCUCCGCGAUAAGAUGACAGCGAUCAGAAUGCUUUCAUCAGUGCUGGUGCUGGUGCUGAUGCAGUCCGGAGCUCUUUGCGCACGGAGGUUUCGGGGUGGCCGCAACCCACAAACACGACGCACACCACCACCUCCUCCCACAUACCGGGCGGAUCGGGGUGACACCACGGAGAGCUUCCCUCUGGAUUUCACCGCCGUGGAGGAGAACAUGGAUAACUUCAUGACACAGGUGAAGAACCUCGCGCAGUCCCUCUACCCGUGCUCCGCGCAGAAGCUCGACUACGACAUGAAGCUGAACUUUUUGGGGAACACAUCGGUCACCUGCAACGAUGGAAGUCCUGCGGGGUACUACCUGAAAGAAUCCCGGGGCAGCAGACGCUGGUUGAUAUUCUUAGAGGGCGGCUGGUACUGCUUCAACAAGGAGAACUGCGACAGCCGAUACGAGACGAUGAGGAGACUGAUGAGCUCAUCCAAGUGGCCCCAAACUAAAACAGGCACAGGGAUCCUGUCUCCGCUGCCUGAGGAAAACCCUCACUGGUGGAACGCCAACAUGGUGUUCAUCCCGUACUGCUCCAGCGACGUGUGGAGCGGCGCUACAGCCAAAACAGAGCAGAGUGGUUAUGCCUUCAUGGGCUCACUGAUUAUUCAGGAGGUUGUGAAGGACCUGCUGAACAAAGGUCUGGACAACGCAAAAGUUCUCCUCCUAGCAGGGAGCAGUGCGGGUGGUACUGGAGUCCUUCUGAACGUGGACCAUGUGGCAGAGCUGCUGGAGGGCCUGGGACACACCGGGAUACAAGUGCGAGGCCUGUCUGAUUCUGGCUGGUUCCUGGACAACAAGCAGUACCACUGCACGGACUGCGUGGACGCUGUCAGCUGUGCCCCCACGGAGACCAUCAAGAGAGGCAUCAAGUACUGGGGAGGAGUGGUACCAGAGAGGUGCAGGCAAACCCAUGAAGGAGAGGAGUGGAACUGUUUCUUUGGAUAUAGAGUCUUCCCAUCAAUAAAAAGCCCUGUGUUCGUUGUCCAGUGGCUGUUUGAUGAGGCCCAGUUGACAGUGGACAACAUCCAGCUGACAGGCCAGCCUGUGCAAGAAAGCCAGUGGCGCUACAUCCAAAACUUGGGCAUUGAACUGAGGAACACACUCAAAGAUGUCCCGGCUAUGUUUGCUCCAGCAUGUCUAUCACAUGAAGUUAUCACCAGAAAUUACUGGAUUGACGUGCAGGUUAAAGGCACCUCCUUGCCCCGGGCCCUGCACUGCUGGGACCGCAGCCUCAAUGACAACAGGAACAACAAGGCUCCACCCAAAGGCUGCCCCGUACAUCUGAUUGACAGCUGCCCGUGGCCACACUGCAACCCCACCUGCCCCACCAUCCGAGACCAGUUCACCGGACAAGAGAUGAACGUCAUUCAGUUCCUCAUGCACAUGGGCUUCGACGUGCAGAAGAUGGCCCAGCAGCAGGGCAUGGACCCCAGCAAGCUACUGGGCAUGCUCAGCAGCGGCAGCUAAAGGGACACACAUACAAACAGCAUCUCCAAGCUAAGCCCAAUGCAGGGCUGGCUGGUCUCUCUGGCCAGUCUCCCAUGGCUGAUACCUCCAACUCCACCUUCACAACCCGUUCUACCUAUAGUCAACUCCCCUCUGACCUCAUUUACUUUAGUUUCGAACCUCAGUCAAACACAGUGGCUUUUAUUUGUCCGACAAUCCCUUUUUCCUCACAACUGGUGACAAGUACGGGGGCAACACGCCACCACAACAAGGCACAACUCUCUGCUACUCUCCAUUUAAAUUAUCUUUUGCUUUGUAAAAGAAAAGAAAUAUCACAGAUGUAAUCCAGUUUUAAGGAUGCUCGUUGUUGUUUUAUUCAUUUGAAUAUUAUUUUCAUCCUUCCAUAGAUUAUAUUUAGUCAUUGUUUUAAAAAAAAAAAAGAAAACACCACAAUGACGUAAGGAUGCUGUCUUUGUUCAGUUGUCAGUAUAGAGUAUAUAAGGGUCUAAUUUAAAAUAAUAACUGAAACCUGAGACUGAAACCACAAAAGCCUUCAUCGAGGCAGUAACAGAUAACAGAUAGGAUAAGAUGAGAAAGGCACUGGAUCAGAAAGGAUAUCUUGUAUUUACUUUUAAAAUAAUUGAAAGAACGGUAGCGAGACACAAAUACUCCUCUAAUCCGCUCAUGUUAUAAGAACAAGUUGGAUUGACAUGGAUGUUUUUUUUUUCAAUUCAUUAUGUUUUAUUGGCCCGAGUGUAACAAAGACACUAUUGCCAAAAGCAUCAAGUAAUAAUAAGAUUGUCAUGAAUAUUGCAGAAAACAAUAGGCUUCUGAAAUGAAAAGCAGCAAGCAGACAAAUAUCAAAUGUUAUUCCUUGCUGAAGAAAGUAGCCAAAAAAUAACAAAAGACAGACAAUGCUCCAAAAAUAUAUAUUAUUGUUGUGAUUAUGUGGGUUAAGAGAAAAGAUUAAGGUAACUCAUACAUGAUAGUGUUGACAUCUGAGUGGCGUAGUUUCAGUUUGGACUGCUGUGAAGAUGCCUGAAUGGCCGGGUUAGUCGUCUGCUGAAGCUGAAGUGGACCCGAGAAACACUUUAAAGGUCUAUCAGUAGCGAUACAUACACCACAGUGCCAUUACAUCUAGUCUGUACCUCUUACUCACAGGCCGCGUCAUCUCAAGAUGACUGUUCAAACCCCAGACAUUCAUGCUAUAGGUCAGUAUCGCAGCAAUCCUCAGAUCGAUGCAACGAACAUUUAAAGGGAGACAAAUUACGUGUAUUGUAUAUUUUUUUUGAGUAUUUGUAUAGGUUCUUUCAAGUGUUCACUAUUGUAACUCCCUUCUUAUAUUUCAUAAUAGAGAUCACUUUUUAAUAUAAUGACUGUUGUACGUAAUGAUGUUUUUAAAGGACCUCUAUUUCGCAUCACACCA
Molecule: messenger RNA, 2957 nt
Organism: Anarrhichthys ocellatus (wolf-eel)
Lineage: Eukaryota; Metazoa; Chordata; Actinopteri; Perciformes; Anarhichadidae
Gene: notum1a
Product: notum, palmitoleoyl-protein carboxylesterase a
Exons: 11
Coding region: 59-1552 (497 amino acids)
Biological process (GO): negative regulation of canonical Wnt signaling pathway; protein depalmitoleylation
Molecular function (GO): palmitoleyl hydrolase activity
Source: RefSeq, a predicted model, not a curated record